AUGGUAUCGAAAUCACAAGGAAAACACGGAAUAGGUUGGGUAGUGGCGGCAAUGUUCAUCCUUGCUGAUUUGGUCGGUGGAGGCGUAGUCGCUAUGCCUGCUGGAUUCGUACAAACUGGCUUGAUGAUGGGAAUAAUUUUCAUGAUUACGAUCUGCACAUUUUUUUCAUCGACUGGUUGGUUGCUGGCUGAUACAUGGGACAUUAUGUGCACUCGCUGGCCAGAAUAUCGUGGGCACUGCCGCAAGCCCUAUCCUGAAAUGGGCCUAAAAAGCAUCGGAAAGCGGGCCGAGGUGGUGAUUGUUGCUGCAGUGCUGUGCACUGUGACAGCAAUUCUGUUGAUAUUUGUUGGCGUGAGUCUGGAUUUGCCUACUUGCUAUCCGGAAUCCGUCUAUCCCGGGCCAUCUUUCAAUUCCAUCUUCAGUCUUGGCAUUUUUUUAUUCGCUUUCAAUGGUCAUCAGGUAUUUCCAACAGUCCAGAAUGAUAUGCAUCAUCCACCAGAUUUCAAAAAAUCCAUAAUUCUGGUGGUGGCUUUACUGUACAUGCCACUUUCAAUCUAUUCAUUUAUGGUUUACGGUAACAGCAUGCAAAAUUCGGUGAUCGACUCGAUUCAGACUCCAUGGAUUCGUUCUGUGGCUGAUCUGGCUAUUGCAGUGCAUUGUAUCCUCACCAUAAUCAUCACAGUGAAUCCGAUCAAUUUGCAGCUCGAAGAAACAUUCGGCAUCCCACAUAAAUUUUGCACGAAAAGAGUACUGGUAAGAACUGCGCUAAUGGCUUUAAUGCUUUUCAUUGGCCUAACAAUACCGAACUUCAGUUCGGUGAUGGAUCUUUUUGGAAGUACGACCGUUCCAUGCACCUGCAUCAUCCUCCCUUCCCUCUUCAACCUCUAUAUCCGUUCGGCCGAAUUCGAUCAGAAGGCGAAUUCCUGGAAAGCGCCGACGUUUGGAGAGUAA
This is a messenger RNA of Gongylonema pulchrum, 951 nucleotides long. The record is from the annotation of a GenBank genome assembly. Lineage: Eukaryota; Metazoa; Nematoda; Chromadorea; Rhabditida; Gongylonematidae.